Prionailurus viverrinus (fishing cat) is the source of this 2518-nucleotide messenger RNA. It is a transcript of the gene GAS2L1, whose product is annotated as growth arrest specific 2 like 1. The transcript is spliced from 6 exons. NCBI's taxonomy places the organism in Eukaryota, Metazoa, Chordata, Mammalia, Carnivora, Felidae. Bases 175 to 2220 code for a protein of 681 amino acids. The record is from RefSeq and is a predicted model, not a curated record. Gene Ontology annotation, biological process: actin crosslink formation; protein localization to microtubule plus-end; microtubule bundle formation. Gene Ontology annotation, molecular function: microtubule binding; actin filament binding; cytoskeletal adaptor activity. Gene Ontology annotation, cellular component: cytoplasm; actin filament; stress fiber.
CCGAAUUCCAGGGAGGCGGGGCGGAGACAGCGGGAGGGUGCGGAGGCCUCAGCCGCGGGACCGGAUUGCUGUGGCUCGGGCGGCGCCUCCCUGCGGCGGCCUGGCCCGCUCGGCCCCGCCGGGGCGAUGCUCCCCGAGGCCGCAGGAUGAGCCAGUGACUCGGCCGGCCCGGCCAUGGCGGACCCAGUGGCGGGCAUCGCGGGCUCGGCAGCCAAGAGUGUGCGGCCAUUCCGCUCAAGUGAGGCCUACGUGGAGGCCAUGAAAGAGGACCUAGCUGAGUGGCUCAACGCCUUGUAUGGCCUGGGUCUGCCCAGUGGUGGCGAGGGCUUCCUGACGGGGCUGGCCACAGGCACCACCCUGUGCCAACAUGCCAACGCCGUCACUGAGGCCGCCCGCGCUUUGGCCGCUGCCCGCCCGGCCCGCGGCGUGGCCUUCCAGGCACACAGCGUGGUGCCCGGCUCUUUCAUGGCCCGAGACAACGUGGCCACUUUCAUCGGCUGGUGCCGAACAGAGUUGGGUGUGCCUGAAGUGCUCAUGUUUGAGACUGAGGACCUGGUGCUGCGGAAGAACGAGAAAAGCGUGGUGCUGUGCCUGCUGGAGGUGGCGCGGCGUGGGGCCCGCCUCGGCCUGCUCGCCCCUCGCCUCGUGCAGUUUGAGCAGGAGAUUGAGCGGGAGCUCCGCGCCGCGCCCCCGGCCCCCAGUGCACCUGCUGCUGAGGAGGAUGCCACCGAAACUGCCACCGUGGCAGGGGCUCCUGCCCGUGGGCCCCGCAUGACUCCCAGCGACCUGCGCAACCUGGACGAGCUGGUGAGGGAGAUCUUAGGCUACUGCACCUGCCCAGACCAGUUUCCCAUGAUCAAGGUCUCAGAGGGGAAGUACCGCGUGGGAGACUCCAGUCUCCUCAUCUUCGUGCGGGUGCUGAGGAGCCACGUGAUGGUGCGCGUGGGUGGCGGCUGGGACACUCUGGAGCACUAUCUGGACAAGCAUGACCCUUGCCGCUGCUCCUCCUCGGCCCACCGCCCGCCCCAGUCCCGGGCCCGCACCUUCUCCCCACAGAGGGUGUCUCCCACCCCCAGUCCCCGUGCAGGCAGCCCAGCCCCUGGGGCUGAGCGGCGGAGCUCCCGGCCAGAGGUGACACCCAUUAGCUUACGCAGCUCAAAGGAGGGAACUGAGACCCCACUCAGGGUCCGGGACCAGCUGCCCCCCCAUCCCCGCUCCCGCCGCUGCUCUGGGGACAGUGACUCCUCAGCCUCCUCAGCCCAGAGUGGCCCCCUUGGUGCCCGCAGUGAAGACUCAGGCACUGGCUCCCGGAGGGAGCGACCCAGCCGGAGGCUGACCACAGGCACCCCGGCCUCUCCAAGACGGCCUCCAGCUCCACGCAGCCAGUCCCGAGACCGGCUGGAUCGAGGGCGGCCGCGUGGGGCCCCAGGAGGCAGGGGAACCCAGCUGUUGGCCCCCAGCCCUGCCCGACGGGCCCGGAGCCAGAGCCGUGAGGAGCAGACCACGCUGCUCGUGCACAGGGACCGAGAUGGGCAGCACUCGUGGGUGCCCCGGGGCAGGGUCAGCGGGGGCUCAGGCAGGAGCAGCCCCCAGACUCCCCGGGCUCGCAGCCCUGCAGCCCCCCGGCCUCUGCGGGUCUCCAGCCCCAGUCCAGAGCUGGGCACCACACCGGCCAGUGUCUUCCGCACCCCCCUGCAGCUUGACCCGAAGCAGGAGCAGCAACUGUUCCGGCGCUUGGAAGAGGAGUUCCUGGCCAAUGCCCGAGCCCUUGAGGCUGCUGCUGGCGGGACCCCCCCUGGACCAGCCUCUGACCCAGCUCGGCCCCCAGACCCUCCAGCUUCUGACUCGGCCUACUGUUCCUCCAGCUCCUCCUCUUCAUCCCUCAGUGUCCUGGGUAGCAAGUGUGGCCAACCUGGGGACUCUAGCCGGAUGGCCAAUGGGCUGCCCGGAUCCCGAGGCCCAGUCCUGUCCAGCUCUUCUGAUGAAGGCAGCCCCUGCCCUGGUGUAGAGGGCCCACCAGAUGCACCUGGGAGCCCCUUGGCUGGCCUGGAGCUCCCGAGGACCUGGGCACGGGGCCGGGUGGACACACAGCCAGACAGAAAACCUUCACGCAUCCCAACGCCACGGGGCCCUCGCCGCCCAUCUGGAUCCACAGAGCCUGGGUCCUGGCAUGCCCUGCACUCAGUGAGCCCAAGGGGAGAGCCGGAUUCCUGGAUGUGAUGAACCAGCCCAGCUGCCCCUGGACCCCAUUCCUUUUUUUCCUUUUCCUUUGUGGCCUUAACCCCUCUGCAUCAGGGAGCCCCCCCCCCCACCCCUGCCUCUUGGGUACCAGACCUCAUGGGACCAGACCCCUUGGGACCACAUGGCACAAUGGGACCUCUGUUGUACAUUCCGGUUGGGGGAUGAGCGUUGCUAUUUAAUUACUAAUAUUAUUGAAUGCCUUAGAGGAGGCCAGUGAGGACCCUUCCUGAGGUCCUCUGGCCUGCAGAGCCUGACAGUAAAGUAUUUGUUCCAGCCA